Molecule: messenger RNA, 5285 nt
Organism: Cuculus canorus (common cuckoo)
Lineage: Eukaryota; Metazoa; Chordata; Aves; Cuculiformes; Cuculidae
Gene: NYX
Product: nyctalopin
Cellular component (GO): extracellular matrix
Molecular function (GO): protein binding
Source: RefSeq, a predicted model, not a curated record
UUUAACAACAGGCCAGCUGCAGCCGCCAAGCUAUGUAUGCGGGACACUGAUGGCAGAGCUGCCACCAGAAGCAUCUGCAGGAGGUAAUGAUACUUGUGCUGGUCUGUGGGGAGGCUGUCUGCUGCAGUAGCUCUUCAAGAUAUGUUCCCUAUCAGCCUCCCUCGAAUUUCUGCUGGAACCUGCUCUGGCAGCAUUGCUAACGACAUCAUGGCUGGUGAUUUUGCAACAGGCUCCUAUUGCAACCAUCCCUAACCCCCAAAGUGACUGCUGAGGUGCAUACGGCUCCCAGUUUACCAAACACCCCCAAUGUCCAACCUAUCAGACCCCAUCCACUCACCGUACAUAGCGUAGGCUCCCAGAGCCCUCUUUAGAGGAUGUAUUUUGCCAGGUCCCACAAGCUGACCCUUUGGGGUAGGUGGCUCUGCAGAUCACAAAACCACUUUCAUGAGCUCAGUUGUUGUUCAUGUCCGUUCCCCACUAGUUCCUUACUGUACACAUGGAAUAAGACCAGCAAGGCACAGGAGAGCCCCAGACUGUCAGCAGAAAUCAUAGAAUCACAGAAUCACUAGUUUGGAAGGGGCGCACGGGAUCAUCAAGUCCGAAUGUUGUGCCUUGGUGCAGAUCAGCCCCUCUUUGUUUCUGAUCAGUAGAUUAAUUAUUGUUUUACAAAGCAAGCAGCCAGACAAGUCCAUGGGGAACUGUGCACUGAUCACAUGCCAAAUUGUCCCCAUCCUGCACACCCUCCUGGCCCACUGCCUCCACCCCUUGUCUAUAGCAUGUGUGCGCCUGGGGAGAAACAGGAUUUCUGGUACCACUGUUAAAGCUCUGGUAAAUGCUGGAGGAAAAGGAGCUGGGAAUAGUGCUCCAUGCUCCUCCUGUUAAUUUUGUUCAUGGCCAAAAAUCCAGUGAUCUGCUUUCUGUGAUCAGACAGAUUGUGGCUUCUUGCUAUUCCCAUGAGAACCAGGGUCUUCUGAGAAAACACAGCCGUCCCAGUGCUGGCAAGCACCCAGUCAGUAGCACUUCUGUCUGUCCCCACAAGGUCUCCAACGGUUUCAGCUCCUUGGCAGAGGCUACGGCACCCUUGUAUGCAACUUUGCAAAUCUCUUUCCUCCUCUGUGCACAGCAGUGCGGUGCAAAACGCAGAGGUGCAAAACUGGGGGGACUUGUACAACAAUGUGGUGGGGAAAAGUAUCCUUUGGGUAAAAUCAGUGCUAAAUGGGUCACCCCUUUCCCUCCAGCUUGUCCCCCAGCACCAGCCUGCUUACACUGUUUAGCCAGACACAAAUUUCCUGAGGCGCCAGCCACAUGCCUUAAGACUGAGGGAAAGACAAACCAAAAUAAACACGAUGUAACUGGGUGCUUUAGUUUACAGGAAGAGCCUAGCAGCAGCAGGCUAGUUCCCAGAUGAAUCUUCCCUGCUGUAUGAAGCGUAAAUUCAUCAGGUAUUCCAUUCCCUAAAACUAAUCGUGAAUGGUUCACUUUUUAGAAAUAAAGGGUAGAGGAGUUUUUCCCUCUGACAUGGUGAAUGUAAUUACCUAAGGCGUGAGAGGCUGAGGUAACUCAGGUAUUCAGCCCCCUGCUCUCCAAAGAAAUCAUGAUUAUUCUGUCAGAGAGGGCUUUAAAAAACAAUUCACAUCCUGAAUGCUAAAACAUUGCCACGUACAGAGCCCGAUUUCCACACAUCAGCUGCAGCAGCGCAACCAAAGCACACUCAUAGGCAGGGCAGAGUUCAUGAUUAUCAAGGCGGUGUACACCACACAAGCUCCCUGUGUUUGCUGACCCUUCUCCCGGUGCUGUUGGCAUCUUCUUGUCCUUCAGGAGCAAUUCUCAGCAAAGCAAAGCACACUGGCAUCCUGUUAGCAGCAUGUAGACUACGCUGGGGCUGGUGAAGUGUGUACAGGGGAAGAGAAUCUCAAGCAGUGUUUGUUUGGAAAGCUCAAUGAACAAAAAUCAUGAGCCUGCACUUAUCUGAAAAUAUAAUCCCUUUUAGGCUGCACCCUCCACUACCAUUUCAUAAUGGAGAAUGGAGUAAUGACUUUCAGCAAUGCUGUUUGAAUGGCAGAGGUCCAAUUCUAGACUGUGGUUUUUUUACUUCAUUUUUGUUAAUGAUGGGGGGAGAGUAGGUUGGCAGAGGGGAGAAAGCAUCAGGUCGGUUUGUCUGCAAUCCCUAUUUUGCUUUGGGAGCUUUAGAGGACAGACACAUUCUUCCAUCUCUGCUAAUCCUCUUCUGAUACAGAGGAUUUUCCUGCCAUUAAAUGAUAGCUUGUGAGAAAAAAAAACAUUUUUUUCAGAGACCGACUCGUAUGGCUAAUGGCAGCCUCAUGAGCAGUAGGAAGGACACAGCCAUUACCUGGCUUGAUCCCUCAAGUUCACUUGCCAUACCUGAAAUGCCACUAGUGAGUAAUCAAGUGAUCCUUUGGGUCCCCCACGUCCAUGCAGUGUGGGCCUGUGUGCGGUCCUGCCCUGCCAACUGUGUGUGCACCCAGGAGCGGAGCUGCUCUGUCCUCUGCGACCGUGCCGGACUGGGGCAGAUCCCUAGCCAAUUCCCUUGUGAAGCCUCCUCUAUCAACCUGGACAAAAACAGCAUCAAGUUCCUCUCUGAGAGAGCCUUUGGGACCUUGCCUUCCCUCAAAUCCCUGUCGCUCAACCACAACAAUAUUUCCUUCAUCACCCCGGGGGCUUUCAAGGGGCUGCCCAGCCUCACCGAGCUGAAGAUGGCCCACAACGAGUACAUUCGUUAUCUCCACACGCGGACUUUCACUGCUCUCAAACGGUUGGUCAGGCUGGACCUGGCGGACUGCAACCUUUUCAACAUCCCAGACAGGAUCUUCAUCGAGCUGCCUGCUCUGCAGGAGCUCUUUUGCUUCCAGAACAACUUCCGGAGGAUCCCAGGUGCUAUCAGGGGCAUGGAGAACCUGACCCAUGUGUACCUGGAGAGAAACAGGAUUGAAGCAGUAGCUUAUAACUCCUUGCAGGGCCUGACUAGGCUGAAAUACCUGAAUCUGCAGGAUAACAGGAUAAAUGUUGUUCAUGAGAGAGCUUUUCAGGGCUGCCAGAAAAUGGAGUACCUAUACCUAAAUGACAACUUGAUCAGUGAGCUGCCAGAAAACUCCUUUGAUGGCCUGAGGUGCCUGAAGAUGCUUAACCUUGGGGGGAAUUCCCUCAGGAAUGUUUCCAAUACUUGGUUCAGGGACCUCAGGGAGCUGGAGGUCCUCUACCUGGACCGUAAUAGGAUCAGCUACAUUGAGGAAGGGGCUUUUGAAAACCUGACCAGCCUGGUCGCAUUGCACUUGAACAGCAACAACCUGACAACCCUGCCCUUUUCUGUCUUCCAACCGGUGUACUUCCUAGGACGGCUUUACCUCUUCCGCAACCCUUGGGAGUGUGACUGCCGCAUUGAGUGGCUGAAGGAGUGGAUGCAGAACUACAGGCUCGUCAGAGAUAUUCCCUGUGCCUCCCCAUCCUCAGUAGCUGGGAUUGACCUGAUGGAUGUGCUCUAUGAGAGAUCACCAGAAGGUUACUGUCUUGACCCAGAGGAGCUAAAUGUCACAUCUGAAGGUCCCACCCCAAGUGGAGAGCCUUGGUCUACCACGGAGAGCAAGUUCAACAGCCUUAUCUCUAAACUCUUGCUGCAUAUGGGCCUUCCCGAAGAGGUGGCAAACACCACUGAAAUCUUCGGUAAUGUCACACAGCUGGAUGGACUGAUUGAUGGGGUUUCUUCUGGGGUGGGAGAAGACAAUAUUGAAGCUGCCUCCUCUUUUUACCUCUCAGCACUUUUUACAGUGCUUGUUUUACAGAUCAAAUAGUCUAAGGGCUGUCCGGAGUAUGGCUCCUGCUUAAGCAUUUAGUUCCCGUACCUACCUAGUUAUUAGGGAAAAGUUCGUAUAGUGGGCCUCAGAUACGUAUCUGGCUCCAAACUCUUCUGAUCAGGUUCGUUGGAUCUGGCUCCAGAUUCGUCUGGAAGCUGGUGGGAUCCAGCUCAAAACCGAGUGCCACCCUGAGUGAGAAACCUGCCCUGUAGAGUCUCAGAGGCUCCCGGACACUCGGGGAGUUGUGCGGGAGAUGAGCAAAGAAAGAACAGCAGUAAAGCUGAGUUUUGCUUAGAGAUCAGCACCUCCCCAGCUGGGAGUGAAGGGAAGAGGGGUCGGUAUGGCUCGCGGUGCAGUGCUGUUUAUUCCAUUGGGCUAACUCCAGCCGACCCUCUCAAUGACUUCAUGAGAACAAGAAGAAGCAGCAAAACUGGACCCUCUCUUCAUACCCUGACAGACACCCACACCCACAGUGGGUGCUGCUGAAGACUGGUGAGUUAGUUCUGAUUGUCACCACCGUGUGUGGGGGGAGCAGGCCUGUCCUGAGCAGUGUCCAGGAAUGUAACACGAGCCCUCGUGAACAGCAUCUGGGGAGAGUGCCUGCCCCAGGUAGGUCUGUGAUGGGCAUACUGUUUUGGCCACAUCUAUAGACAGGAUUUUGAUCUUUUCUCUAUCCUGGCACAGGUGCCGGAGAAUGAGACAGACCCAUGUCUGUCAAAGCAUUCCUCUCGGAGGCAUAACUGUCUAACCUUAACAAAGUACUUAUUAAGAUCCUUUCAAUGUGUUUUUAUUUUUCAAGGAAUAUAUUGUUUCAAGGAAUAUAUUGUUUCAAGGAAUAUAUUGUUUUUAUUUGUAGAUUACUUCAUGGUAUCACAGGAUGAGCAGAACAUGGUGAUGACAAAUGCAACCAGGAUCUACUAAAUAUUUUUCUAUUAUUUCCACCACUAAUGAGUGCGGCAUUGUGUGUCAUAUUAUGCCAUGCUGACCUACUACGCCAUCAUUUUUUUUUAUAUGGCAUCUUACAUAUUUUUUCUUUGAAAUCAUCAAUAUGACUAGAAAUAAUUAUCAUGUUUCGUGUGACAGAGCACAUUAAUAAAAUAAUUUGAUAUUUUGCCCAGAAAAAUAAAUUAACUACUCAUAAUCCAUUUUUUUUUGAGAUUCUCAAAAUUAUACUGGUGGGGUUUUUUGUAGGCUACUAAAAUAGGUGCACAUGAAUGUCCUUUUUAUGGUCUAGAGCAAAUGGUAAGCUAUUUACUGCAGCAAAAAGAAUAGACACUUUAACUUAGAACAUGACCAUGCUUACGUUCGUGCACUGUAGCAAUGCUUUAAAAAAUAAGUGGCUAUAUAGAGAUACAUUUCUGUGAUACUUUGUCUAUAUAAAAUCAUUAUACAUGGCUUAUCAUACUAUGAUGUAUGUGUUCAUGUGAAAUGAUACAACAUAUACAAUCCUUUAUGACUGCUAAAAUGUCAUGAAAU